GCUGACACAAGAGUAAUUAAUCAACGGAGGUUACAUCAAAUUCAUCCUUCCGCAAACCACUUUGUUUAUCUUCCCUUUUCAUCCAAUUGAAGGUUAUUUUACAGAAGAAACUUUGGAUGCAGGCAUAAUGCAAGAAAUUACUAAAACUACGGGCCCUAUACCCGGAAUUUUAGAGUCCACAACAUUUACUCCAAAAUACAAGAAAUCCCACUUAGCAAGCGCGGUUGAGGCAUUAGCCGUCUUUCUUCACAGUGUUAGUUUGACGCUUACUGCGUCUUGGUUUACAAUUUUAUGGGUGUUCUUACCGAUAUGGCCUAUCCUUUUGGUAUAUCUGGCAUGGUUAUUUUACGAUGAUGCUUUCGUGACAGCUAAAGAUCGUCAAAGUCCAUGGCUGAAAAGAGCUGCUCCGUAUCACUGGUUUUGUCAUUAUUUCCCUAUUCGUCUUCACAAGACUGCAAACCUUGACCCACAAAAGAACUACAUUUUUGGCUAUCAUCCUCAUGGAAUUUUAUCCCUUGGGGCCUUUGGUGGGUUUGCGACGGAAGGUGCCGAAUUCAGCAAAUUGUUUCCUGGUAUAAACGCUUCUGUCUUGACUUUGAAUUCCAAUUUUUAUGUUCCUGUAUACCGGGACUAUUUGCUUGCUUUAAACGUUAAUUCUGUUUCUAAGAAAUCUUGUGUCAAUAUUCUAUCCAGGGGACCUGGCGAAAGUGUUGUUAUCGUUAUUGGUGGUGCACAGGAAUCGCUAUUGUCACGUCCCGGACAAAAUAAUUUGGUGUUAAAGAAAAGAUUGGGAUUCGUCAAGUUGGCGUACUUGACUGGUUCAAGUUUAGUUCCUUGCUUUGCCUUUGGCGAAUCGGAUAUUUUUGAACAGGUGAACAACAAUCCUGGAACUCGCAUUUACAAGUUUCAAGAAAUUGUAAAAAAAUUAGCAGGAUUUACUAUCCCUUUUUUCUAUGGACGAGGAAUAUUAAACAAAUCAUUUGGCUUGAUGCCUUGGAGGAAGCCAAUUAACAUAGUCGUUGGAGAACCCUUGGAUUUGCCUAAAAAAUCAAAUCCCACAAGCCAGGAGCUUUAUGAGACUCAGGAAGAAUACAUUCGUCGACUUGAUGGACUUUGGAACAAGUAUAAAGAUGUUUUUGUCCCAGAAAGAGUAAAAGAGUUACAUUUGGCUGCUUAAACUUCACCUUUUGUAACGUUUUUCUUCGUCAUUUCAAGCUCUUCCUCACUUAUUCACGUAUUUAUAGUCUGCCCUUCUUUUCAGUUUUGUUAUUCUCGUUUAAUUCGCCUUUCCAUAUAUUCCAUUAAGAUCUUGGCUAUACUUAUUAUUUCAGUUUAAUAUAUACUAUGUAUUUAAUACUUCAUUUCGUCGCUAGAGAUAAGGUCUAUUGUUUACGCU
Schizosaccharomyces octosporus yFS286 is the source of this 1396-nucleotide messenger RNA. Its product is annotated as diacylglycerol O-acyltransferase Dga1. The record is from RefSeq and is a predicted model, not a curated record. Gene Ontology annotation, biological process: triglyceride biosynthetic process. Bases 128 to 1177 code for a protein of 349 amino acids. Gene Ontology annotation, molecular function: diacylglycerol O-acyltransferase activity. The transcript has 4 exons. Gene Ontology annotation, cellular component: endoplasmic reticulum membrane. NCBI's taxonomy places the organism in Eukaryota, Fungi, Ascomycota, Schizosaccharomycetes, Schizosaccharomycetales, Schizosaccharomycetaceae.